CUUCUGUUGCAUGACAGGAUUCAUGGUUUAAAAUCUGGCAAAACUUUAAAAGAAUUCCGUGGCCAUUCCUCCUUCGUCAACGAAGCUACUUUUACCCAGGAUGGUCACUAUAUUAUCAGCGCAUCCUCUGAUGGCACAGUGAAGGUUUGGAACGUGAAGACGACAGAAUGCUCAAACACCUUCAAGUCCCUUGGCAGCACAGCGGGGACAGACAUUACUGUCAACAGUGUCAUUCUGCUGCCUAAAAACCCAGAACACUUUGUUGUUUGCAACAGAUCAAACACAGUUGUCAUUAUGAACAUGCAGGGUCAGAUUGUGAGAAGUUUCAGCUCUGGUAAGAGAGAAGGUGGUGACUUUGUCUGCUGUGCACUCUCUCCUCGUGGUGAAUGGAUCUACUGCGUCGGUGAAGAUUUUGUGCUCUACUGCUUUAGCACAGUGACUGGCAAGCUGGAGAGGACACUGACAGUUCAUGAAAAAGAUGUCAUUGGCAUUGCUCAUCACCCUCACCAGAACCUGAUUGCCACUUACAGUGAAGAUGGCCUCCUCAAGCUCUGGAAGCCAUAACUUGAUUUUACAAUGAGCUGUGAAGCGUGCCUGUUGUUUGCAGGGUGUUGAUGUUUGUGCUUUUGCAAGGUCUAAAUGCACAGAGCAUGAUAGUUGCUCAAUUUCAGUUCAGUUUUACAGAUAAUACCAUUUCAGUUUCUUGGUCAAAAAUUAGCUAGAUUUUUGUUAGAUAUAGCAUCAGUUGAUUUGAAAUACUUCUGUUUUUACCAGAUUAGCCAAAGCAACUUCUGUGUGAAUGACUGCUCUGUCCACUGAAGUGUGAACUCAUGUGCUCUUCAUAAAAGUGAAUGAGCUAGGAAUUAAACAUACAACAGGUUACCAGAAUAAAGGAGAGUACUUUCUUUCAGUAAGCGAUAUGGGGAUAAGAAGGCGUUAAAUGAUAUGGGGAUAAGAAGGCUUCCUACUUUCCACUGCUGAAAUGAAGGCAGUUUUCCUGGGAUAUAGAUAAAACUACUUUGUCCUCUGCUUGAAGACAGAACUUUCGUAGUCUAAUGUGUUUUGCUGUGUUUUAUUUUCAUUAUGCAUGGUCACAUAGCUUCCUCAGAAUGAAACAAUUUUUUUUCCCAGUUUCAUAGGCUGUCCCCUUAUAAAACUGCCUAACGUGGCAGUGAAAUGUAUUUUGGUUCCUAUUUUGUAUUUGUCAUUUGUUUUCAUUUGCUUCCAGGCUAGAAGAAAUCACCUGGGUGUACACUUCUUCAGACCAGCUGUAACUGGAACAGGCCUCGGGAUCAGUAUUCUAAAACAGGCCUGUUUUACACAGACCAAGUCCCCAGUGCAGUGAUGUUGCAAUACAUUAAUACCUUGAAUUUCAACUUACCUUCCUCUUUUAAAAAGGCCAUGGCAUACUCAAAUGGGCCUAGUUAAUGGUAACAGUGAAACUUAGGUCCCACACUAAGGUAGAAUAAUCCCAGGCUCUUCCAUUUGAACAGAUGAUUGUUUGAGAUGUUGGCUAGUGCAAGCCAUUACGAAUGUGCACCAGAAUCUUAUAAAAUCUGACAACAGCUCUUAUAGGAUGCAGCUAAAAUAAAUGUUUUAUAUGUAAUGAUUGGACAAAUGCAUGUAGAUCUGAAUCUGCUGUUUUAAUUUCUUGUAGAAUGCUUUCUUUCAAACAGUAAUAAGUUUUUGUGACUUAAUAAAUGAGUUCCAAGUUAACCUCUCAAUCUUUCUCAGCUGAUGGACAUGACCCCAGUGCAAGUGUUGACUGUCAGCCAGGGACUAACCCGUCAGCACUGACCCACGUGUGUGAUUGGUAUAAAGAAAUGCAAAAUAAUUUUAGCAUAACUUCUCAUACAGCACUGCUUGUUCACUGCAAAUCUAGAUUUAGUUCUGUGUUAGCUGUAAUGUUUUGUUUCCUAAACUGUUUUUUACUCCCUUAGAUAUAGCAAUAAAGUUAUUUUUUAGAUAGCAAAA
This is a messenger RNA of Meleagris gallopavo (turkey), 1974 nucleotides long. The record is from RefSeq and is a predicted model, not a curated record. Lineage: Eukaryota; Metazoa; Chordata; Aves; Galliformes; Phasianidae.